AUGACAACGAUUUACAAGGACGGCGAGUUCGUCGAAGAGAACUGGAUCCGGGUGGAUGCCGAAACAGGUAGCGCCAUUGAAGGCGACGCGCUGGUACCGCAGACCCUGUUUCUGGAGGCCGCGAACGACUAUCUCGCUCGCAACGGAAAAACAGCAGUGCUAGUUGAGGCCGGCGACAAUGUCGAACUGCUACAGCCUCACCUCGACAAUCUGGCCUAUGUCGCUGUCGACUUCCCGAGUUUUGCCGACGGGCGCGGCUUUUCCGCGGCCCGGGUACUGCGUGAGCAGAUAGGCUUUCAAGGGGAUAUCCGGGCUGCCGGCAAGUACAUUCUGGACCAGGUGCCGCUCGCGCGCCGGUGUGGUGUUUCCUCGUUCGAGAUUACCAAGCCGGAAGUGCUGAAAGCACUCAAGGCGGGCGAAUGGCCGGAAGUCACCAAGUACCUGCAGCCGGUGGGGACGGUCGACGAAAUUCCGUUCGGAACCCGCCCCUGGGCGCGCCGCUCCUUCCGGGAUGUCGCUGUCGCGGCCGAAUAA
Effrenium voratum is the source of this 534-nucleotide messenger RNA. NCBI's taxonomy places the organism in Eukaryota, Dinophyceae, Suessiales, Symbiodiniaceae. The record is from the annotation of a GenBank genome assembly.